AUGACCAGUCAUUCCGAGGAGAAUCUGACGGACUCUUCAUCGACGUCGUUGUCGACGACUCCCAACACUAGUGUUGUGUCCGAUUCGUCUUCACUGCCGAAACCAAAGUCGAGAAUUUGGAGAAAAUUCAUUAAAAAUGAUAAUAAAUAUGAUUUGACAUCAAAUGAUAGUACAACUGACGUGAAUAGCGAUGAAUGCAAAGCGAGUCUCCACUCGUGUCCGCCAACACUUCCAACACUUCCCAAAGGCUGGACCCGAAAGCACAACGAAAACACGAAAGAACUCUAUUUUAUUAAUAAUAAAACCAAUGAAAAGUCUCACGUCCAGAGGGACUCCUUUCGGGACAGUCUUACCGAUAGUCCGGUGUCUCCGCUGUUCUGUGACUCCGGAGAACUGUUUUCGUGGGAAGAGAUCGAAAAGGUUGACCACAUUUCGAUCGCUGCACAAAACGCUUGGUUUUGCAAACUCGACGAAAACGGAAGACUUUACUUCUUCGAGGAGAACGGACACGAGUCCUAUUGGGAACUCCCAGAUCUCAACACCAACGAUGACUUCGACGUA
Oppiella nova is the source of this 561-nucleotide messenger RNA. The record is from the annotation of a GenBank genome assembly. NCBI's taxonomy places the organism in Eukaryota, Metazoa, Arthropoda, Arachnida, Sarcoptiformes, Oppiidae.